GGGAAGUAGGGAACAGGGAACAGGAGCUUGUACGCAUUCGGCUCAUGAAGUGUUGGUUCCGCGAAGGGGGUCAAUCGCGGUGUCUACGUGCUCUCUCCAGUGUUGUUACAUCCGACGUAUUAGUCGAAACUCGAUUUUAAUGUGUCGUGUUCGCCAGUGUCUUAAGAUCAUUUAUAUGAGGAUCGUGGAGCGCUAGAAGAUGCUGGGAGACGAUCCACCGUACCUAUCAGUGGGUACGGAGGUAAGUGCUAAAUACAAAGGUGCCUUCUGUGAAGCAAAGAUAAGGAAAGUAGUACGAUCAGUGAAAUGCCGAGUGACUUAUAAACAAGGUUUGGGUACUGCUACUGUAGCCGACGACCAGAUAAAAGGAACUUUGAGAGUAGGUGCAUCUGUUGAAGCCAGACAUGGAGAUAAAAAGGAGUUUGUCGAAGCAACAAUUACCAAAAUUCAAGAUUGCAGUCAAUAUACUGUUGUUUUCGAUGAUGGGGAUAUUACUACAUUGAGGAGAACCUCUAGACAAGCGCAAGAUGAAAGUAGUGACGACGAGGACAGCCCUCCACGAGGAACUCGUGACUCAGGUUCUAGCGGGACAGGGAAGGAAGGGAUGGAGACAGAACCUGAGAUUGGACGGGUUGUAUGCGUGGAGCUUGGAGACAAGAAGAAAAAGGAUAACUGGUUCCCUGGGUUAGUGGUUGCACCGACUGCUCAAGACACAGUAAGAAUUCGAGUGAGAGACGACUAUCUUGUGCGAUCAUUCAAGGAUGCACGAUAUUAUACAGUUCCAAAGAAAGAGGCCACAGAGUUCACUAAGGAAGUUGUCAACAAAGUUGAGAAUAGCACGCUGAAGGUUGCAGUAGAAAAGGCAUUGCUAUUUUUAGAGAAGAAUGAGUUGCCUCCCCAUUGGGAUAGGGAUUCUCUUUUUGGGAAUUCUGUGUCAAGUGGAAAUAGUGACACCGAUGGAGAGCUUGACUCGGAUAGUUCGGACGACGAACCGCGUGAAGAGAAAGAUCAUUUCGUGGCACAAUUGUAUAAAUUUAUGGAUGACCGUGGAACACCUAUUAAUAAUUGCCCGAUGAUUGGAUCCGAAGACAUAGAUUUGUAUAGGUUGUUUCGAGCUGUUUACAAAUUGGGCGGUUAUAAUCGUGUCACGAAUCAAAAUCAAUGGAAACUGAUAACACGCCGUUUGAGCUUCACGAUGCAGAAUUCCCCGUCCACGCACAAUUUGGUGAAACAGGCCUACAAAAAGUUCUUACAUUCGUUCGAGGAUUUUUAUAGAAAACUAGGUUGUACUAUGGUAAAUCAUCCAAGAGGUGCUAUACGUAAACAACGUCCCGGUAGAAGUCUGAUUAGGGAUAAAGACAGAAAUACACCUGUGCCGCCGCAAGUAACUGUUGCUAAGAACGAGAAAGAGGAGGAGGAUAAGAAAGUGAUGGAGGAGGAGAAAAAGGAGAAGAAAGAAGUAAAGAAAGAGCUGGUGAAGGAGGAAGAAGUUGUGAAAAUAAAGAAGAAGGAGGAGUUGGAGGAUAGCGGUAGCGGGCAGGAGAGUGACGUGAACGUGGAAGCCGAGGCGGAAUCGUCUAGCAGCGAGAAGUCUCAAAAGAUCUCUACGUCGUUAGCGUUACAGAACAGAGGUAAGUCUAAAAGUAAAGAGGAUCCAAAGAAAAAGGUAGUAGAGAAGAAGAAAAACGAGGCUAAAAAGCAAGAGAAAAAGGACGAUAAAGCGAAAGAGGAGGAGGCCGCUAAAACGAGAUCGAAAUCUAAAGAUGACACUGUAAAAAGUAAAACGUCUUCUGAAAUUAGGGAAACACGAACACCGUCCAGAGAGUCUGAGAGAAAAACAUUGAGCAAACAGAGGCGUCUAACGGACGAGGAAUUGAAGAGACGAGGGAGAAAGCGUAAAGAAUACGAGGCGGAAAAGUCACGAUCCGACGAACAGUUGACAGAGUCCGCACCCUGCUACAAGGGUCCUGUGGAACUAGGGGACAGAUUAAAAGUGUAUUAUGGUCCGACUCACGAGUCUAAAGUCACGUACGAAGCGAAGGUUAUCGAUAUGGAGAAAGAUGGCACAGAACCGAUGUAUCUUGUACAUUACACUGGCUGGAACACGAGAUACGACGAAUGGAUCAAAGCGUCGCGAAUAGCACAGAAUUUUACACAAUCUCAAGGUAGGGUGAAACGCGUGAAAGCGAAUUCACGGCCGCAAACGCCGAGCACGAAUUUAUCGAGUAACGCGAACAAAUCGUCGAAGAUUGUGUCUAACACAGUUUCCAAUGCAUCUCAGAGCCGUCGUCGAGCACAAAGUGUAGCCCCCACGACGAUGGUGGUCUCGUCGAGCAUGUUGAAAGAAGUGAAGAAGGAAGAGAAGGAAAGGGAAAGGGAAAGGGAAAAGGAAAGGGAAAAGGAAAAGGAAAAGGAAAAGGAAAAGGAAAAGGAAAAGGACAAGGACAAGGAGGCGGCAGCGUCGCAGCCGGCCAGGUCUACAACUCCGCUGUCUGUAACAAGCUCCAGCUCCAGAACUAAGAGUCCAGCGACCCCGGCGAAUAAUCGUCAAACCCGUACCACAAGGAACACCGAUGCGCCCGGUGUCGAACACAGAAGACGAACGAGGAGGAUGUCCGGGCAUACAGACAUAUCGGUCGCGUCAGAAACCGAGGACAGCGAAGCGUAUGAUUCUGACGCUACAGAACCUGAACAACCAAGAACCAAAUCGAAAGGCGUGGAAGAAAGAAAACGUAGAGAGGCGAAAUGUCGAGCAGAGGACAGAAUAAAACCCGAGGAGACCAGUGACGGUGAAGAGGAUAAAGAUAAUUUGGAAGAACCCCGUAGAGGUAGACGUUUGAGAAGAACGAUCGGUAAAUCGCAGAGUAUCAAAUACGAGCCUGACAGCGACGACGAACAACCAAAGGGUCGUGAUUUCGAUCUUAAUCAGAUACGAUCGGAAUUGAAGGGCUUCGACAAGGCGGUGAAAUUGGAGCUUGUCAGAGUCGAGCCGGAUCCGGAGGACGAUAUUAAGAUUGACGAGAAGGAGAAUGUUGUUUUACUUUCACCGAAAUCGGAGAAAGGGUUGGAGCCCAAAGUGGAAACCACUCCCGAAUCCAAGAUAAUAGAGAGCACGGAGGAUAUAUACGAGUUCAAAGAACCGGAACCAUUUGAAUUUGAGGUACGCAAUAAACGGGACACCAGCGGAGAGAAAGAUAAAGUGAAGAAAAGGGUAUUCGAGGAGGAGCCUAAAAGUCCGAAAAAGAAACAGAAAAUUCUUGUAUCGCCGGUUAUAAAAGAGAUUAUUAAACCAGAAGUGGAUGAUUCGAGAAAGAAACCGAAAAAAUUGUUCAGCAAAAGGAUCGACGAUAUUACAGAAAGUAGUCCGCCGUCAGCCAAUAAAUCAUUAUCGUCCGGGUCGUCGAGCAGUGCCUGCGAAGAAGCAUUCGAUAAACUUUGCGAAUCACCGUCGUUCAAUAAUCAAACGAAAUCCGGUGGACCGAUUGUCGAGGAAACAACCGACAAAAUCGCUAACGGUAUAGAUUUGUUGUUCAGUGAUUUACCUGGCGACGACGACGACGGUACACAUGACGAUUCCGAGGAUCGAUUGAUAAUAUCAGAGGCGGAAGUUUCAGAAGCGGAACAUGAUAAUCUGUUUACGUAUCAACAAGAGAUGUUCACUGUCGGCGAUACGAACGAUUCGUUGGAAUCGAACAAAGAGGACACGACGAGUCCGCAGAUAGAAACUGUAAGGGAGGAAUUGCCACCGUCGAUCUCGAAUAAACCCGAGGUACCCGUAGACCAGAAGCAAACUGCUGUCAAGCUAUCCCCGUUACACAGACAAUCCCCGGAAUUGAUGAAAGCAGCACUCGAUACAAAAUUAUUGGACAUCACUGGACCUGUCUCGUCUCCAGUCGUCGUGGCACCAGCGCCGAUUAGCGCGCGACUGCCAGCCACAUCUACAAUAGAGGAGAAGCUUUCAGCGGCAAUGGCAUUCAGAAAUAAAACGAAGGGUAUUAAAAAGGAAGAUGAAAUCCCGGAGGUUGUAUGGAAACCAUCGAAAGAGAAUCCCAAGAAGGUAGAUACCAUAAUUUUACAAAAGAAUCAUAAAGAGGAUCAAAACGGGCCCAACGUGGUGGUGGUGGUGAACGCUGAGAGUAAAAAGCGGGAAGAAGAGGAGAUUAUUCAAGCGAACAACGAGGAACAGUGCAGAGAGAUAAUGCGCGUGGUGAUCAAACAGAAAGAGGAGGAACUUGAGCAGUUGAAGCUGAAGAAAGAAAUAGAACUGAAGAAAUUCGCGGAGGCGAAAGCAGAGCACAAGAGAGCACAAGAAUCUCUCGAAGAGGAAUGGAAGCACAUUGAGAAUGAAGAAUUCAAGAAAGCCGAGGAUGAAUUUAUUAAGGAGCACGAUUUCAAAGAGAAGGAGAAGGAAAAGUGCAAGAAGAUAGUAAAUCACGAUGCAAUAGAUUCAGCGGAUAGCAGUGAUUCGGAGCAAAGGCUGGUAAUCGACAACGAAGAACCCCGAGAUAUGAAAACACCAACGAACUUUGACGUAAAGUUAAGAGCAGAGUUGGAUAAACUGCAAGACACGCAGGAAAGGAAUGCAAAAUUCCAGACGCAAAAGUCUGGCCCGUAUCUGAAGCAGCAUCAUCAUCAUGCUCAUCAUUCUCAUCAUUCUCAUUAUUCUCAUCAUUCUCAUCAUUCUCAUCAUUCUCAUCAUCCUCAUCAUCCUCAUCAUCCUCAUCAUCCUCAUCAUCCUCAUCAUCCUCAUCAGCAGCAACAGCAACAGCAACAAGAGUGCGUGACCGAAUUGAAAACAGAAAUUAUACAUGUCACAAAAGCGGACGAGGAGGGAGAGGCGAUCAAUUCUUUGUUGUGCGAAGAAGAAAUACCCGGUUCGCCCGCGCCUGUUUCUGAAAUUAUCGAACAGAUCAACGCCGGUCCAUCCUGUUCGCCGCCGAAAGUCGAAACGUCGGAAAGCAGUAUAGUACUGAUGGAGAUGCCAUUCGCGAGCGCGCCUACUUCAGGCCAGAGUACGACCAAUAGUACCGUGGUCACGUUGAGUAUGGCGCUGCCGAAACCCGUCGAGGCGUCCGUUCCCGUUUCUUUACCGGUGCAGCAACAAAACAAUCCCAGUCUAGGUGUACGGCAACAGCAAUCCCAUCAUCAACUUUUGCCCGCGUUGAUGCCUGCCCAGAGGCGGGAAAGCAACGAGGCAGCGCCUGUAAUGGACAAUACACCGCCCACCACACCGGACUCGAGCAUUUCGAAUAUCUCUGGAUCUCCUAGGGAGGAAAGAACAGGUGGCUCCUCGCCAACUUCGGAGGACAAUAUGAAGCUGAACCGUGACAGUUCCGAAGCGGAGAACGAUAGCGCUGGUAAAGGUCCUGGGUUCAGCGAGGACGAUACAUUGCCGAAUGCCGAAGGAAACUCGACGGAUCGGAUAUUAAAACCGCCCGCGAAACGUUCUGUCGAGGAGACGCAAUCACCUAAGAAGCGUAAGAGAAGUAGGAAACACUCGGAAUGCGACAAGACCGCGUCGAAGAAAGCUAGCAGGCACAACAGCGGCAGGCAUGGCAGUAAACACGGCGGUGGAAGCGACAGCGACGAUACCAGCGAGAGUUCGAAUCAUUGCGGAGGGAAUUCAACACCUGCGAAUCACACGAGUAUCACCGCCACCGUACCCGAUCUUACGAAUUACUCGUCGAGAUCACCCAGGCCCACGAAAUACAAUUUCUAUGUGGAAUUAGAUCCUGAAUUGGAUGGAAGCCAAAGGAUAGCUGUGUUACAGCAGAAAUUAGCCGAUUUACGUAAAACAUACAAUGCUGUGAAAGUUGAACUGGCCGCGAUCGAGAGACGCAGAAAGAAAUUGAGGAGAAGAGAACGGGAAGCUAUAAAGGCGGCGAAAGCGGAAAUGCAACAGGCCUGUUCGUGAUGAGCUGUCUCGAAACAUCCCCAUUUCAUUUAAUAUGCGCUAAAUAAACUUUUAUACAACACCGCCGGGAGAUAAAAAGUAUCAUUGAAGCGGACACACCAUUUGGUCACAGCUGAUUUCAUGACAAUUUUUACCUACCUAACAUCAUGUAGGUAACACUUUUCCCCCAACUAAUAUAAAUUGUAGAUAUAGAUUAUAAGAUUUAGUCUAA
Messenger RNA from Dufourea novaeangliae, 6125 nucleotides. It is a transcript of the gene htk, whose product is annotated as AT-rich interactive domain-containing protein 4A. Gene Ontology annotation, biological process: regulation of transcription by RNA polymerase II. Lineage: Eukaryota; Metazoa; Arthropoda; Insecta; Hymenoptera; Halictidae. The record is from RefSeq and is a predicted model, not a curated record. Gene Ontology annotation, cellular component: nucleus. The coding region runs from base 200 to 5914 and encodes 1904 amino acids. Gene Ontology annotation, molecular function: transcription cis-regulatory region binding. The transcript has 8 exons.